This is a messenger RNA of Eruca vesicaria subsp. sativa (arugula), 1739 nucleotides long. Lineage: Eukaryota; Viridiplantae; Streptophyta; Magnoliopsida; Brassicales; Brassicaceae. The record is from the annotation of a GenBank genome assembly.
UUGGAGACCAAACUAUCAAAUGUACAUUUCUAUGUAUCCACUGUGGUUCCUCGGCUUCAUCAUCAUAACCUUGGUCUCUUUAUCAUCAUCAACAAUAUGGUAUGAUGAUCAUAUGAUAGAGAUAAAUACCCAAGAAAUUUUCAGUUUUCCAAAAGACUUCCUCUUUGGCACUGCUUCUUCUGCUUACCAGUAUGAAGGAGCUUACUUAGCCGACGGAAAAUCACUAAGCAAUUGGGACGUCUUCACAAGUAUCCCUGGAAAUAUCGCAGAUGGAACCCAUGGAAGAGUAGCUGUUGAUCAUUACAAUCGAUAUCCGGAAGAUUUGGAUCUGAUGAAAGACCUUGGAGUUAAUAGCUAUAGGUUUUCUUUAUCAUGGCCUCGGAUUCUUCCAAAUGGAAGGUUUGGAGAUGUGAACAUGAAAGGUAUUGAUCAUUACAACAGAAUGAUAAAUGCUAUUCUCGAAAAAGGGAUGGAGCCAUUUGUUACUUUGACGCAUUAUGACAUUCCUCAAGAACUCGAGCUUAGAUACGGAAGUUGGCUUGACCCUCAAGUCCGGGAAGACUUCGAACACUACGCAGGGAUUUGCUUCCGGUACUUUGGGGACAGAGUUAAGUUCUGGACUACGUUCAACGAACCAAACGUUCAAGUGAUUUUGGGUUACCGGAAAGGGACAUACCCGCCAUCACGUUGUUCCAAGACUUUUGCAAACUGCACACGUGGCGGUUCCGACAUAGAGCCACUUGUCGCUGCUCACAACAUUAUCCGGUCACAUCUAGCCGCGGUCAAUUUAUACCGGACCAAAUUUCAGGAAGGCCAAAAGGGAAAGAUUGGUAUUGUUAUGAACACAGUCUGGUUUGAACCGGUUAGUGAUUCUUUAGCAGAUAGAUUAGCUGCUGAGAGAGCACAAGCUUUCUACUUGACUUGGUUCUUGGACCCGGUUGUGUUUGGAAGAUAUCCAAAAGAAAUGAAAGAUAUUCUUGGAGAAGAUCUUCCUAAAUUCACAAAGGAUGAUCUAAAAAGCUCUAAGAAUGGAUUGGACUUCAUUGGGAUUAACCAGUACACAAGCAGGUACGCGAAAGAUUGUCUUCAUACCACAUGUGAACCGGGCCAAGGAGGCUCAAGAGCUGAAGGUUUUGUCUAUUCAAACGCUCUUAAACACGGUUUACCUUUAGGAGAACCGAGUGGAGUAAGUUGGCUUAAUGUCUAUCCUCAAGGAAUGGAAGAGAUGUUGAUGUAUGCAACAAAGCGGUAUAGAAAUAUUCCAUUGUACGUUACAGAAAAUGGUUUUGGUGAGAACAAUACAGGAAUACUGUUAAACGAUCACCGUAGAGUAAAUUUUAUGAGUAACUAUUUAGAUGCGCUCAAAAAGGCAAUGAGGAAAGGAGCAGAUGUAAGAGGAUACUUUACCUGGUCUUUACUUGACAACUUCGAGUGGAUAUCCGGUUAUACCAUAAGGUUUGGUAUGUACCACGUUGAUUUUAAUACUCUAGAGAGAACCCCACGACUAUCAGCUUCUUGGUACAAGAACUUUAUUUUCAAGAAUGUAGGUCAAUCGAAAGAUGAUGAUGAUGAUGCAUGAAACAUAAGGAAGAUCCAUGUUGUUGUAUUUCUUGUUUGAUAAUUUGACAAGUCAAAAAUGUAAUGUAAAAUAGAGCUGUGAAACAGUUCCAAUAAACCAGACAUUUUCGAUGCUUAUAAGUUAUAAGAAAACUAUUCAUGAUGCAUGAAUAUGAUAUAUA